AUGGCAUCAUUGAGAUCAGAUCGUAAUUUGGCCGAUGCCAAGAAACGUGAGUGGAUCCGACAAAAUGAUCCCGAACUCCGUCAUCUUCAAAAUAAGAUUGACCGAGCGUACAUUAGCCAAGAUCUUCGCCGUCAACUAGUGGAACGGCAAAAGUCCCAAGAAGUUCGAGAGAGGCAACAUUUACAAGAAAUUCAAGAACAAAGGGCUUUGAUUGAAGAAGAUCUCGCGUUCUGUCAACAACAGGAUCAGCUAAGACAUGUCAAACGAUAUCAGUAUGGCCAAGAUUUGGAGCGACAAUUAGUAGAACAGGAGAGGAACCGGAAAUCAGCGGCCAACCAUCAGUCUGAGUUUGAUAAAAAUAUCAUCGAGGAGGUUGUGGCUCAGGUUCAAGAAGUAGAAAGAAAACGUAUUCAAGCCAAGAUCGACGAACAAACACGAGUCAAGGAAGACAUUGACAAGCACCUCACCCAAAGAGAUCAAUGGCGACAAGAUGAGCUUCGGAAAGAUGCUCUGGAGGAGCAGAAGGUGUGCCUUUAUCUGAAAGAAAAGGCUGUCUGGGUUCAACAGCAAGAGAAACUCUUCCAAGAACGACGCAAACGAAGAGAUCACCACAUCGGUUUGUUGGCCCAAAAACUGCAAAGCACCAACAAUUGGAAGGAAUGGCAACAUGACGUAUUCUGGCAAUAUCAGCAUUUACAAAAAGAUUCACAAGAGCGAAGAGACGAACAUCUGCGUCAAUUGGCUCAAAGGCAGAAAAAGUCUCAAAUUCAAGAACUCCUUAAGCAAGAUUAUGAAGCAAAGCAACACGAAUUAGCUCGACAAAAGACUCGAGCUCGUUUGGAGGAUCAGGUCUGGCAAAAAUGGAUGGAUCAGAUGAAACGAGAGCAAGAUCAAGCGGAAAUGGACCGAUGGUCGCAACAAAGGCGCUCGUGGCGGAAUGAUUGGGAACACACGAAACAAUUAGCUCAGGCCAAAAGUGAACAAGAGAGGCGUGCCAAUCAAGAAGCAAGACACAUAGAGAAAAAUGAAAUUGCAAAACGGACCCAGAUUUGGCGAGAGGAACGUCUCAAAAUUAUUAGAGAACAUUAUCACAAGCUGGGCGAGAGCUUUCCAACAAGUGUUCUGCGACCGGAAGAUAUUGACCUUAUAGCCACUAAUCUCCCUUGA
Tigriopus californicus is the source of this 1167-nucleotide messenger RNA. RefSeq names its product meiosis-specific nuclear structural protein 1-like. The transcript has a single exon. Lineage: Eukaryota; Metazoa; Arthropoda; Copepoda; Harpacticoida; Harpacticidae. The coding region runs from base 1 to 1167 and encodes 388 amino acids. The record is from RefSeq and is a predicted model, not a curated record.